Penicillium verhagenii is the source of this 1725-nucleotide messenger RNA. RefSeq lists its product as uncharacterized. The record is from RefSeq and is a predicted model, not a curated record. The coding region runs from base 1 to 1725 and encodes 574 amino acids. The transcript is spliced from 3 exons. Lineage: Eukaryota; Fungi; Ascomycota; Eurotiomycetes; Eurotiales; Aspergillaceae.
AUGUUUGAGCAUUGGUGGCGGAGCGGGCACCAAUCAGUGGUGACUAUUCCAGGUGUGCGCGAAAAUCUAGGCUGGAAAUUUAAGGCGAGGGAGCUCGGAGCCGACGCCAUCGUGGUCUUCAGCUGCCCCACAUGGGCCACAUCUGCAGGAACCAGUUUGAAGAACCUAAGCGAGAUAGCCAAAUUUGGAAUACUUGCAAAUCGAGCAACUAUUGUCGAGACAGGAGGCCCAAACACCGAAAGGCUAGAUAAAGAGGCACAUUUCCCAUCGGAAAUUCUUCCAGACAGCAAAGACAAUCACAAUCAUUUCAAAGGUCUUCAGUUUCCAUUGGACAGAAUCAUCACAAUGGCUCCUUCCACAAUGUCAGCUUCCUCCCCUGUUACCAGAAAGCGAAAGGGUCUUGCUGACUCUCCCAGCAGCGCAACGGAUAAUACCAGUGCCAUAGCCAACGCCAAGGCUGUCGUUGUUGCCAACGGCACCAACGGCACCAACGGCAAUGGUGUCUCUAAGACUAGCAAGGUGUCAAAGGAUAUUGUUACCAGCCAGACUGUCUUGAACGUGAAGUCCAAGACAGAGAUGAGAAUCCAGACCGAAAUUCGCGAGUUCAACUGCGUGAAGCAUGUAAAGCCAGCCGACUUUCCCGAGGUGAUCAGCGCUUUGCCAUUCCCCGAGGAGCUUAGUGGAUUGGUUGCCUGGACUGAUGCCUUUGUCGAGCGACUGGGCUCGAUAGCCAUGGCGGAGAAAGAGCAAACUACUUUCCAACGGAGCACCAUUGACCGUAUCAACAAAGAGAAAUCCGAUCUCCACGCCCAGAUUGCGAAACUCAAGGCCGAAAAUCACCGCCUCGUUGACGCGAAAACUCACUUGCAAAGCGAGAAUUCUCAGCUCAAUGCUCGUAACAGCUUCCUUGAGAAGCAACACCAAGACGAUGUCAAGCAGAUCUCGAUCUGGGAGAAGAAGAGCCAUAAGGAUGUCGCUAAGAUCUGUGCCCUGAUUCACAAGAAUGAGGGUUUGGAGAACAGCAUCAAGAGUCUAAAGGCGACGAUCCAAAGACACAUUGACCAUCACAAAGGAGACGAGGCAUCGCGCACGGCCUUGCUGGAAGUUUUCAAAGCUUGGGUGAUUGCCGAAGAAGAAGAAGACCGAAAGCGAGAUGAGGAAAAUAGAAGCCUGAGCACGCAACUUGAGGCCCAGCGCACUGCCACAAAGGAGGCCAUCGCGGCUCUGGACGCCGCUAAGCUAAGACUUCAGGAACUCGAGGAAAAGAAUGCGGGUCUCGUUACCAAGUCUGCGCAGUAUGAAGAGCUCAUCAAGACGCUCCGCGAGCAGCUGCUUGCCUCUGAGGAAAAGUACCGAGUCGCAGAGGCUGGAAGAGUGACUCUGCAAGGAACGUGCGAGGGAUUGAACCAAAAGCUAGCAAGUUCCUUGAAAGAGAAUGAGAAUCUCCUUCUGCAAUUGCAUGAUGCGCAGUUGAAAAUCGUGGCAGCCAAAGACGAGGUGCGCAAGGCAGAGGAUCAUGCCAAGAAGCACUGGCACGUUCUUGAGUCCAUCCGUGUUGAGGGCAGUUGGGCUCGGACUGACGAGGGUGAUGAUUGUGAGACGUUGCUGGCGCCACACAUUAUCUACUGCCCUGCUGGCGAAAAGUUUUCUGAGACCAUCCCUACCCAGACCACUGUCGCUAUGGCUGAGCCCGUCGCUGAUGUCCAGAACCCAGUCACCAACUAG